Knipowitschia caucasica is the source of this 726-nucleotide messenger RNA. Lineage: Eukaryota; Metazoa; Chordata; Actinopteri; Gobiiformes; Gobiidae. The record is from the annotation of a GenBank genome assembly.
AUGCUGCGUGACCCCGUCUCCCGCUACCUGAGUGAGUGGAAGCACGUCCAGAGAGGAGCCACCUGGAAGACCGCCCUGCACAUGUGUGACGGCCGCUCACCCACACAGGAUGAGCUGCCAAACUGCUACAAUGGAGACGACUGGUCUGGAGUCCCCCUCAGCGACUUCAUGAACUGCCCCUCCAACCUGGCCAACAACAGGCAGGUGCGCAUGCUGGCUGACCUCAGCCUGGUGGGCUGCUAUAACCUGUCCUCCAUGAACGAGAGCCAGCGUGGACAGAUCCUCCUCAGCAGCGCCAUGAGCAACCUGAAGAACAUGGCCUUCUACGGCCUGACCGAGUUCCAGCGCAAGACCCAGUAUCUGUUUGAGCGGACGUUCAGUCUGCGCUUCAUCUCCGCCUUCACUCAGAUCAACAGCACGCGGGCCGCCAACGUCGCUCUGAGCGAGAGCGUGCGCAGGCGCAUCGAAGAACUCAACUUCCUGGAUGUGCAGCUGUACGAGUACGCCAAAGAUCUGUUCCUCCAGCGUUUCCAGUCCAACCGGCAGAAGGAGCACCAGGAGAGCCGCCUGAAGAGGCGUGAAGAGAGACGCCUGCUCCGAGAGCAGAGGGAGCAGGGCCGACCGUGGUUCUUCAGGCGCCGAGGCGGUGGGACUAAACCUAGUGACAAAGAAGUGGACUUAAGAGCCACCACAGAGGACUACACAAGCCAGGUGGCUCGCUGGUGA